AUGGCGGCGGCAGCGGUGGUGAUUGCAGCUUCAGUUCUGAUGGGUUGCAUCAACAUGGGGGAAGCAUGGAACGCCGGCGGGGAUGAAGGGGUUAUCCACGUGGGUGGGAGGGUACUGUGCCAGGACUGCACCAAGUCUUGGAACCAUUGGCUUCAUCCUUCCAACCCUAUUCAAGGAAGCAAGGUGUCAAUCACAUGCAUGGACGAGAGAAGAAGAGUCACGUACUACGGAAGCGACGAAACAGAUAAAGAAGGCGAAUUCAACAUGGUGAUUCCCAAGUACGUGAAGGGGAAGGAAGUGAAAGAGAGAGGGUGCAAGGUGAGGGUGGUGUCGUCGCCGGACCCCGCCUGCAACAUCCCCACCGACUUCGCCGGCGGAAGGUCGGGAGUGAAUCUGGGCACGCCCUCCAUCGUGUACCGACAUAAGAUCAAGCACACGAUGGGACCGUUUUACUACACAACUCCCAUGUGCGAGGAACCUGAGACUGGCGAAUCUAAUUGA
Molecule: messenger RNA, 501 nt
Organism: Malania oleifera
Lineage: Eukaryota; Viridiplantae; Streptophyta; Magnoliopsida; Santalales; Ximeniaceae
Product: pistil-specific extensin-like protein
Exons: 2
Coding region: 1-501 (166 amino acids)
Source: RefSeq, a predicted model, not a curated record